This is a messenger RNA of Gordionus sp. m RMFG-2023, 637 nucleotides long. RefSeq names its product NADH dehydrogenase [ubiquinone] 1 beta subcomplex subunit 9-like. The coding region runs from base 48 to 485 and encodes 145 amino acids. The transcript has 4 exons. The record is from RefSeq and is a predicted model, not a curated record. Gene Ontology annotation, biological process: mitochondrial electron transport, NADH to ubiquinone. NCBI's taxonomy places the organism in Eukaryota, Metazoa, Nematomorpha, Gordioida, Chordodea, Parachordodidae.
UAUCACGUUUUUGAUUUCAUGGUAGAUUAAGUAGCAUAGAAAUUUUGAUGUCAUUCUUAGAAACUAGGGUCCUAUCUCAUAGGCAAAGAGUUUGCAGAUUAUAUAAACAAUCCCUAAAAACGCUAAGAGAUCAUUAUGACUUAUAUUACCUGUGGAGAUAUCACGCCGUUGUGCUGAGGGCUCGAUUCGACGCCAAUAAAGACGUUAUAGACAUGAUCAAAGCGAAGCAGCUUUUGAUGGCAGGAGAAAGGGAAUGUCACAAAUAUAGGCACCCUCAGCCCCUGAUCUUUCCUUCAUCUCCCGGCGGAGUGGCGUACGAAAGAUAUCCAGCUAUCGACGAUGUUAUUUUAGAUUUUUGGCACCCGCUAGAAAAAAUGCAAUACCCCACCUAUUUUUCCACGAGGGAAAAACGGAAGAAGGAGUACAUCAAAUUGUAUAAUGAAAAAUAUGGUCCCGUACAUAUAGCCACCGAAGAUGGACAUUAAAAACGAGUUUUUGGGAUGAUUGGCAUAUUAAAAAAUAACAUGCAUUCUUUAUUUAUUUUCCAUUGUUUUUCCGAGGAUUUAUAAUUUUAUGUAAUUCAAAAAAAAAAUAUUUGGCUUCAUAAUUGAAUCAAAUAAAUGAUUUUUUUAAUAUA